AUGUCCAUGGGCCUCCACUCUGCGCGCGAGGAGCUCGGACUGCCCAACGUGACUGGCAGUCACGGCAUGGGCAUCGCCACCACUACGGGAUACCUCAACGGCGACGUCGGCCAGCCAAUCGGCGGACUACCGAAGCCCAUUAGUCUCAGUCCGCGUACAUUCGGCAUGGAGGACCUGCGCGACUUCUGUGGGCCCGUUGGCACCUUCAAGACUGGGCUCACUCCCCGGGUCUUUAGUACGGGUCUGACCCCGCGCUCGGGAUUCACACCUCGGUUCACUACUGGCUUCACGCCGCGUAUCAACGUCACGGGUUUGAGCCAAGCGCCCAAUGCCCCGCCCACGGAGACCUCCAAUGGCUAUAUCCACCGACCGGGAGCCGGCUACUCGCCGCGCAGUGGUCAUGACGGCAACAAUAACAAGAUCUCGCCCUCUGGCUUCACUCCCAAGGAUGUCUCGGGCGCCAAGGUGCCUAUGCGUUUUCCUGGGGCCUUUUCAAGCAACAGCCCGCCCAAGAUGCCUAUGACUGACCAAUUCAAGCAGGAACACCCCCCACCGCAGUCACACUUGCAGCAGAUGCAGCAUAUCCACCAGCAGACCCAGCAGAUGAGCCACGGCGGCCCUCACCACGGACAAAUGCCCCACCCAGGAAUGCCCAAUAUGAACAUGCCCAUGUACGAUUACAUGAACCGCCCCGCACUGCAGCAGCCUGCAGACCCGCGUCUUAGUGUGACGCCCAACUCGGACCGGGUUUCCGACCAGGAGGACCUGGACGAGCGUCGGCGUAUGAAGAACCGCGAGCGUGUGCGCAAGUGCCGCAAGCGCAAACAGGACCGUCUGAACUUCCUGGAGGACCGCACUGCUGAGCUGGAGAAGGAGAAUGGCUUGCUGAAAGCCAAGAUGGCUCGCACGGACUCGGGACUCAAGGACGAACCUCUGACUGAGACUCAACUGAACGAUCUCCGCAAGAAGCAAAACACCACCUUGUCCUCAUAUAUUCGCGCUUACAACGAGGCUGAUGGCUCGGCCUUCGAGACGAGCGCUCGUGGCAUUUGGGCUGUCAACGCUGAGAUCCUGUACGGUACCAAUGGUGCUCGUAUUGCGGGCGUGGCGGACAUUGUCGCUAGCAAGAAAAUGUAUGCUAGUGUCUUUGCCAAGUACGAGAUCAAGCAGUACACGGUGCAGUGGAAACCAAGCUCGACGGACAAGUGUCUUGUGAACUGGGAGGUCGAGGUGAGCGUGCAGAAGGAGGCGGCCAAGAACGUGCCGCUGACUGCUCCGUUCGCCGAGCUGGCGCCGCUUUUUGGCGGCAUGAACGAGCCGUUGUCGUUCCAGAUGACUUCGCACAUUACCUUUGAGGAGGGCAAGAUCGUGGAGGAAAUUCGCCAGUUGAACCUGUCCCGCAUUGGCGAGAAGGUACUGAAUCAGUUCGCACAGGACCCUAAGAAGGCCGCCGAUGUGAUGCGGUGCCUGAUGACAGCAUAGGCUAUUCAGACAUUGCCAGACAAGGCGGAGAAGAGCUCGGGACGAGCUAGACCCGAUAAACGGACGCACAAACGGGCAGAGACCCCACGCAGGUAGCUCGUAGCUUAAGGAGACUGUUCUUCUCCUUGUUGAGUAGCAGUAGAGCAUCGUGUAUCAUAAAAGCAAAUAUUACUCGGAAACAUA
Phytophthora infestans T30-4 is the source of this 1665-nucleotide messenger RNA. RefSeq lists its product as uncharacterized. Gene Ontology annotation, cellular component: transcription regulator complex. Lineage: Eukaryota; Oomycota; Peronosporomycetes; Peronosporales; Peronosporaceae. Gene Ontology annotation, biological process: regulation of cell population proliferation; regulation of cell cycle; regulation of transcription by RNA polymerase II. The transcript has a single exon. The record is from RefSeq and is a predicted model, not a curated record. Gene Ontology annotation, molecular function: RNA polymerase II cis-regulatory region sequence-specific DNA binding; DNA-binding transcription factor activity, RNA polymerase II-specific; transcription factor binding. Bases 1 to 1482 code for a protein of 493 amino acids.